GUAGAACGGUGGUUCCGGCAAAAUAAAAAGACCUUGUACGACAGCGUCGGAGUCUCCUGCCACGGACCCAGCGGGGGCGGGGCCGCACAUGCGCAGUCGUGCCGCUCAGCCCUCCUCUGUGAGCCCGCCGGCGCACGCGCGGUGGCUGCGGCCGUGGCGGUUCCAGCUGUCGGCCUGCGGCGUUCUUGGACUCCUAGGACACCUAGGCGCGGUGAGCCGGGGUUCGGACCCCGGGCGGGCGGCGGCACGGAGGCGCAGGCUGUGGAGGGCUCGGGGCCUGAGGCCCCGAAGCCGCUGACGGUACUGGUGAUGCGGCCGUGCGCGGGCCAGGACGAGGCCGCGGCUCCGAGCGGGCCGAGAGGAGGCCGGGCCACGGGCAGUGAAGCCGCGGACGCCGAGGAGGAGGCGGGAGACGACGACGCGGACCUGCUAGACACGUCGGACCCCCCGGGCGGCGGCGAUAGCGCGGCCAGCCCCGAGGACUUGGAGGACGAGGCGGAGGGCGGCGCGCAGGCGCGCAGGCGGGGCGCCAAGACCUGCACCUACGAGGGCUGCCGCGAGACCAGCAGCCAGGUGGCCAAGCAGCGGAAGCCCUGGAUGUGCAAGAAGCACCGCAACAAGAUGUACAAGGACAAGUACAAGAAAAAGAAGAGCGACCAGGCCCUCAGUUCUGGCGCCUCCGCCUCCGCCGCCGGCCCCGGGAGCGUCAAGCUGGAGGAAAGUACAGAUAGCAUACUCUCCAUUGUCAAACAAAGAACAGGAUCUUUUGGGGAUCGUCCUGCAAGACCAACUCUUUUAGAACAAGUGUUAAAUCAGAAAAGACUGUCAUUACUAAGAAGUCCAGAAGUUGUGCAGUUUUUACAGAAGCAGCAACAACUUUUAAAUCAACAAGUUUUGGAGCAAAGGCAGCAACAGUUUCCAGGAGCGUCAGUGUGAAGAUUUAUCACGAACCUGUAUGUGUUAUUUAUCUUCCUGCAAUGGAUGAACAUAUUUUUAUACUAAAGAUGAUAAGCUGAUAACCAGGCAUUGGUAGUGCACACCUGGAAUCCUGGAACUUAGGAAACAGACAGGAGGAUCACAAGUUCAAGCCAGCCUGAGCUACAUAGCAAGAUCCUUUCUAAGAAAGAAAGAGGAUAAAACAUUUCCUGUAAAUGUAUGUGUGCAUUUGGGGUAAACAAGUAUUGCAUUUUUGCAUCUAAUUCUUUCAAAUCACCAUGAUUUUGAGAAGAAAAAAAAAAAUCACCUUUAUAAGUUAUUUUGUGUGUGUGUGUUUCUUCAGUCCUUGUUACUGAAGCUCAUGAGGCAGUUGCUUUCUGUGGAAGUCAUAAAGUUAAUAGAUAGUAAUCUCAAAUCAUCUAUUUCCAUGAUUCACAUCAAGAGGCAUUUGGAAACAUAUGGCAUGUUUAGGAUUGUCAUAGUGAACUUGAACACACCUGGGCUUUAGUGAGUGGGCCAGGAAUACAAAAUAUUCUGCAGUGCUGGAGAUAGUCCCAUACAACUAAUACUUACCCAAAAUGCCAGUAAUACUCCUCGGUUGCUCACCAUAACAUGUAGUCAGAGCACCUGAAAUCAGGUUCUUGUAGUGACCUUUCUUGGUAUUUAAGAUGCACUGUCAGGGGUAAGCAUGUUGCAUAACUGUUGGAUCUUUUUUCAUCUACAGGAAAUAAGGAAACUAAAAAUUCAUCUCCUAGAGUUGGCUUCUCAGUUUCAUGUUAGUUAGUGUUGCUCUCCUUCAGAGUGGAUCCUCUUGACUUGAAUUUGUGAGUUUAAAUGGAUUUCAACCCACCAGUACCGGGACAUAAUUGUUUAUCUUAUAUUCAUUUUUAACAGAACAUAGAAGAGGUCAUUUACAAAAAAGAGAUCCUAAAAAUAAAGAGUAACACCAGCAGUUGGUCGCUGCUUUGAUACUGUUAUUCCUAAGUACUCUUCAAACAAUAAUAGGUAAUCUGGAUACUUCUUUUGUAAUUUCUCCUAAGAAAAAAAUGAUAGGUAAUCUGGGUACUUUUUUUUUCUUUUUGUAAUUUCUUUAAAAAGGCAAAAUACUGUUAAGAAUACAGAAUCAAAUGUCAAGAGAAUAUAUCUAGUAGCAGAAUAAAAAAUGUAUGUGUCUCAAGGUAAACUGCAAGAAUUUUUUACUUUGAUGGUUUCUAAGCUCGGAAAUGUAUAUCAUGUUAAAUUUAAACAUAGGUAUUAAGUAUGUACAGGGCUGGAUGCAGCUUAUCGGAGCACCUGUCUAGCAUGUGCAAGGCCCUAGGUUCAGCCCUCAAUACCCCCCACACACAAAAAAAGUAGUUAUGGGGAAAAAGAAUGUUUUCAUUUUGUUAUGUGUUUUAUACUUGCCUAUCUGGGGAAAUAAAAACCACUAUUGCCAAAAUUAUUAAAGUCCAGUUGUUGACCUUC
Molecule: messenger RNA, 2400 nt
Organism: Nannospalax galili (Upper Galilee mountains blind mole rat)
Lineage: Eukaryota; Metazoa; Chordata; Mammalia; Rodentia; Spalacidae
Gene: Rfxap
Product: regulatory factor X associated protein
Exons: 3
Biological process (GO): regulation of transcription by RNA polymerase II
Cellular component (GO): nucleus
Source: RefSeq, a predicted model, not a curated record